UUACAAUGAGCCAGCGUCCAGGCAGCAGGGAGACAUCAGUGGGUUUUCUCUUUAUCAGCCUGAAAGGUAGAGACUGUAAGGGAAGGUGUUGUAUUAGGAGUCCAGGGUCCUCCAGUUCAGAAGACAAAGAUCAGUCCUUGAGAACACACAGCAUGGCCACCAGUGAUUUGGCAGUAGGAAUGGUCUUCUUACUACACACUGUAAUCGGAGUUUUGGGGAAUUUCUCUCUUCUUUAUCAUUUUCUCUUCCUUUACUUCACUGGGUACAGGCUGAGGCUCAUCAAUUUGAUUAUCAACAACCUGAUUGUGGCCAACUUUUCAGUUCUGUUUUCUAGUGGACUCUCCUAUACCUUGGCAUCCUUUGGGUGGUAUCAUCACUUCAGUGAUUUUGGAUGCAAAUUUUUCCUCUAUGUACGUGGAGUGGGCAGGGGUGUGUCCAUUGGCACCACCUGCCUUCUGAGCAUCAUCCAAGCCAUCACCAUCAGCCCUAUGAACUCCAGACACAAGCAGAGGGUCCAACACAUUCACAGAACCCACCUCUUCUCUCCAUCUGCUCCUGAGGCCAGAGCUACCAAAACCAUUCUUCUCCUGGUGAGCACAUUUGUCUUUCUGAACACCCUUUCUUCCAUCUUUCAUAUUCUUUUAGCUAUUUUAAAUAAUCCCAACUGGUUCAUCUGGAAUACCAGUUCAGUACUCACUCUGAGUUUCCCAACUGUAAGUCCCUUUCUGAUCCUGAUCCGUGACUCCAGUGUGUCCAGGCUCAGCUUUGCCUGGCUAAGGAAUAUAAAGUCCCCUAAUAUUAUGAGAAAUAUGUCAGUUGUAUGUAUUUGUAUAAUGUUCAUUUGGUAAUUCACUCAUCCCUCUCAGAGGGAUAUAUGCCUUUAUGAAUAUAUUGCCGUGAAAUGGUAAACAAGUGUUGGUAAGCACUUUCGUCAAUGU
Molecule: messenger RNA, 938 nt
Organism: Phyllostomus discolor (pale spear-nosed bat)
Lineage: Eukaryota; Metazoa; Chordata; Mammalia; Chiroptera; Phyllostomidae
Product: vomeronasal type-1 receptor 4-like
Exons: 3
Coding region: 6-848 (280 amino acids)
Biological process (GO): G protein-coupled receptor signaling pathway
Cellular component (GO): membrane
Molecular function (GO): pheromone receptor activity
Source: RefSeq, a predicted model, not a curated record